AUGCACAACAUGGAUGAUCAGCACUUAGCCGAUGCAGACGAAGGAUCGAGGGAGACUCCCAACGAGGAGAACACUUCAGAAAAGAAGAAGCCCCCCCCAAAGGGGAAAAAAAAUAAAGGAGUCGAGCGACAAGGCACUCCAACGCGUUCGCCGCAGCGGCGUGAAAACGGAGAUGCACACAAUCCGGAGGGAGGCAACAGCGUCAGUGGUGGCGGUGCAGUCGCCUCAAACGAUGGAGAAAGGCCUGGUGAGGACAAUGCUUGCGAAGAAGCACCCGGUGAAGUAACAGGUGAAGAAAAACCGUUGGAGGAUAAGACGUUGGAGGAGAAGACCAUGGAGGAAAAGACCAUGGAGGAAAAGACCAUGGAGGAAAACCCACCGCAGGGCGAGCAAAACGAAGGGAACCUCGCGCAGAGGUCCGCCAAGUCAGACAGCACGAACACGGCCAGCAGCAACCUGAUAAAGAUAAGCCAGAAGAGUGAGGAGUGGGAGCAACCAAAGAAAUGGAGCUUCGCCCUUCUCCUCACAAAUAUAAAGUCCAUGGUUCUGUCAAAUUACAUUUACGUAGCCAAAAAAUGCGGCAUCCCUAACCAGCCCAAUAAACCAGGACCAGUGCUUGCCAUCAGUGUGGAAAAAGAAAACACAAAUGAAGUUAAAAAUAUUAUUGUGCAAACCCCAUGUGCAUACGAAAAGUACACACUCAAAGGAAAAUUAAUUCAACACAAAUCACUCUACCCUUGUACAGUCACUUGUAUGAUGUAUGGUAGUAUCGGGGGAAUCGGAAAGACCGUCAUUUUAGGGUUGCAAAAUGGCUGCAUACUAGUUUACAAAAGUAUUGAGUUUGAAUGCAUACUCAAAUUAAAUACAAAGGAAUGUUUGGAGAAAUAUUUUAAAAGUUCUUCUGGUUCCUCUGCUAGGAAGCCUUUUAAUAAUUCACGCAUGAACAGUGGCGUCAUGGAUGCACUUAAUGGGACCAAUGAGGAGAGAAACUCAGGUAAAUUCGCAACACAGGGUGUCAGUUCGAACGAGGGAGAGGACUAUAACGAUCUGUCGUAUCAAAUUUCUGGCCUCUCCGUCAAGUCCACUUUUGCUAACUUUAUCCACUGGAUCAUCGCCGGCAACAUGCAAGGAUACAUCUUCGUGUGGGAGGUGCCCAGUGGGAACCUCAUCAAAAUCCUCGUCCACCCCCACCACCUGUUCGGCCACGUCAAGGGCGGUUCGGGCGACAGCGAUGGAAGUGGCGAUGAGAGCAGCGGUGAUGAUAGCAAUGAUGAUGGUAGCAGUGAUGGUGAUAGCGAUAAUGGCCUAGGAAAGACAAAAAAGAAAAAGAAAAAAAACAUUCCAAACGGCAGCAAUGCUGGAGCGGAUCAGGAGGAGGAGGAGGAGGAGGAGGAAGAAGAAGAAGAAGAAGAAGAAGUCGAGGACGACUCCUGCAGCAAGCCCGACUACGAAGAAAACUCCAGCGAGUUCUCCGGCGGCAGCUACUUGAGCGACUCAGAUGAGUAUUGCAACUCCAGCGAUCAAGACAACGGCAGCAGAACAGGGCGUACCGGCUCCUCCAUACAAAUGUUACGCGCCAGGGGAAGGAAAAAAAAAAAAAAAAAAAAAAAAAAAAAAAAAGACAAUGUGCCAAACAAAUGCUAUGUGUCAGCCAUAUUAGCAGUCACGCAUAAGUACGAAUUGUGGGUCGCAUUCGGAAGUGGUUAUAUAGCAGUAUAUGACUUAUAUGACUUCCAGUUGCUUCUCUACACGUGCAUUUCCAAGAGCCCCAUCAUGGACUUAAAAUACUCCAAACUCUUGGAAGACGUCUUUUUACUAAUAGGUAAUAAUUACAUUUCUGUAUGGGAUACAAAAACGCUCAAGCAAAUUAAAAAACUUCCAACUAGCCAAGUUACAAAAACAUCCUCCCUGUCCACUUUAUAUCUUUUGGAACGUCCAACUGUGUGGAAAAACAAAAAGGUUGUUUUGAUUGCAGGUUGUAAUGAUGGAUCCAUCUCCGUGACAAAUGUUAUAAAAAAGAUGGAUGGUGAUUUGACCUUUUCUUAUGUACGGACAUAUGAGAAGCACUUCGAGCCUUAUGCCCCCAUCAGCUACAUUUGCAUCCACCCCAGUAUCAACGCGGCCUUCGUCGGGGACGCCAGUGGCGUCGUCUUUACGUUACCCAAAAUUCUAAACACGCUCAAGCACGACGAUGCGCAAAGGUGA
Messenger RNA from Plasmodium fragile, 2205 nucleotides. RefSeq lists its product as uncharacterized. The record is from RefSeq and is a predicted model, not a curated record. Bases 1 to 2205 code for a protein of 734 amino acids. The transcript has a single exon. Gene Ontology annotation, molecular function: protein binding. NCBI's taxonomy places the organism in Eukaryota, Apicomplexa, Aconoidasida, Haemosporida, Plasmodiidae.